UCACAUACUAGUAUGUGGUUGAUAGAUGGGAGCUUGAACGGAGCCAAACUUUAGCAUGGUUCACGACCAGGCUGCAUUUGAUUCAGAACCAUGCUCUGUAGCGAAUAGUACAGCCGCGGGCCUUCGUCAGGGUUCAAUAUUUUCGAUGAUCAUCCAAAACCUAGCUACUCAUCAGUAUUCCAUCCUUUCCACUUAAAUCCCCGCUGUAAUCCCCAGUCAUGACGUCCAUCCUCGUGGAAAGUAUUACUGCCCCACCUCCUGCGCUGUCUCAUCCCACUGUCCUUCUGAAGCACCCACAAGCACAGCCGAAAUUGCUUAUUCAGUCUAAAGGAGCCAUACAACCGUGGGUCACACAACUCGCACACCUUGCCUCGCAGUACCACCUGAGCGAGUACAACCGUAUAAAGUAUGGCCACCGAGGAUGUCCCAUACCAUAUGCGCCACUAUCACUGAACGCGCCAGACACCUUUCGCGACCUGCGCGUCCAGCAGGCAACAAAUAUGAAUGGUGUACUGUGGUGGCCAUGUCUAGAGGCGCCCUGCGCUACUACACAAGUGAUACCCACUUCCGAACAGUGCAAUGUACUCGUUAACGGAAGUGUGUGUCCUGGCCUCGACCCCCUUCUCCAGAAAGAGCUGAACGCAGCUCUCGAAGAUACCCUUUCGUCGCAAAUACCACCCGCAUCUAUUCACGAAGGCACCCUACAUCGUAGCAUGCCCGUCAAGACGUCUAAAACACAUCCAUUAAAUAUAUCCACCAUUGUACCUCCGGAAUUAUUGCCUGCAGUUUCAUCACAUCUCAUAACCAACCCGGAACCUUCACCUGUCAUCUUCCAUGUACCGGAUUUUUAUACCCUCCAUCGCAUCACAGACUAUACACAGCACGCCACAUCAACAACGAGCCCCAACUCUCUAACAGUUUCACGUAAGGCUCACUCGCGUCGGUCAAGUCGAAUUCCGUUAUCACCACCUAUACCCGCACGUUCGUCUUCUUCGCCAGAACCUAUUUCUCAUACCCCUCCCCUCCCGAUACCCCCAGCGUUCAUGAACCAGCCACCGCAGUCUAUAAUCGAGGCCCUUCAGGCUGCCAUUGACACACGCUUAACGACGCUUGCUACCAAACCUCGUCCUUCGCUCCCAUUCAUCGCAAAGCUUUCCCCUCCCCCUGCUUUAAAACAGACUACCAAAGUUCGUGUGUUAUCAGAUGAUUUAGCGAGCAACCGGUCUUCGUCUGCACACAGAGGGACUUUUGCUCUACCAAAGGUUGUCUUCCCUUCCAUGCUCGACUUCCUCAAUUCUAGCGAACGUGAACAACUCGCCUUUUCGACCAAUGGUUGUACACCGCAGAACGCUAAACUGAGAGCAUCCAGCGCAUUGCACCGUCCAACAUCAAAUAAUCAUGGCAUCAAGCGCUCUUUCAAGCUGGGUAACUUGAUGCUAUCCUCGUGUCCAGGGAAAAAGGUGCGCCUCGCAGGCCCGGUCAGAGGGCGCAGCGCCGUUUGUCGAGAUCUCGACACCGAUCUACGGCGUAUAGCGGGAGUUGGAGCACGCUGUAUUGUCUGCUGUCUAGAUGAUGAAGAGCUCGAGUUUCUUGGAAUACGCUGGUCCGACUAUGUGAGCUCUGCGCACCGGGCAGGAAUGGACAUCCUUCGGAUACCACUGCCUGAAGGCCUUGCUCCACUCUCACCACAGUCAUUAGACGAGUCUCUGACCAAACUCAUAGAGGGAUACACGACGCGUGGUGCAAGUAUCCUCGUGCAUUGUCGCGGAGGCUUGGGCAGGGCGGGUCUCAUAGCAUGCUGCUGGGCACUCAAAAUCGGCUUGUGCGGGUGGAUCAACGUGGACUUGUCACCGAACCCAGCAGAAGGCGCCGAUGGCCUGGAGAGUCACGUGAGGAGAGAUACUUUACAACUCGUCGAGCGCGCGAUCGCUGUUGUGCGGAGACGGCGAAGCGUCAAGGCCAUUGAGACGCUGGAACAGGUCCGGUUUUUGACCGAGUAUGUUGAUUAUCUGAGGGAAGGGGUAGGGCGGGAGAGCCAGCCGUGAUUUUGGCUGGUUUAGUUGGAGAGCCCGCUUUUCGCCCAUACUGUACUACACGAUUGUGAUGACAUUGAGUACAUAAUCCCUACAAAACUUGGACAGGUCCAUUUCGACCACUACAGUACUAGAUAUUCGUGUGUUGUACAUUCUAUUCCCGCUCGGAC
Messenger RNA from Suillus clintonianus, 2203 nucleotides. RefSeq lists its product as uncharacterized. The transcript is spliced from 9 exons. Gene Ontology annotation, cellular component: nucleus. The record is from RefSeq and is a predicted model, not a curated record. Lineage: Eukaryota; Fungi; Basidiomycota; Agaricomycetes; Boletales; Suillaceae. Gene Ontology annotation, molecular function: phosphatase activity. Bases 219 to 2045 code for a protein of 608 amino acids. Gene Ontology annotation, biological process: dephosphorylation.